Messenger RNA from Rhineura floridana, 11598 nucleotides. RefSeq names its product Rap guanine nucleotide exchange factor 6 (gene RAPGEF6). Gene Ontology annotation, molecular function: protein binding; guanyl-nucleotide exchange factor activity. Lineage: Eukaryota; Metazoa; Chordata; Lepidosauria; Squamata; Rhineuridae. Gene Ontology annotation, biological process: small GTPase-mediated signal transduction; positive regulation of ERK1 and ERK2 cascade. The record is from RefSeq and is a predicted model, not a curated record. Bases 1073 to 6058 code for a protein of 1661 amino acids. The transcript has 32 exons.
CGCCUUCGCGGCUUAUGAAAUACUCAAUGUAUAGGGAAGAGGUGUUUGUGAGUGAGUGAGUGUGUGAGUGUGUGUGUGAGAGAGAGUGUAGAGUUGUAUUUAUGCACAAUUUUAGUUCAGGGGGGUGGUGGGGAAUCUUUUUAGAAGUAAGGGAGUGUAACACAGGAGGAUUAAAGUAGCUGAUUGCGCUCUGUGCCUGAAGCCACUGCCCGCCUGCUCGAUGAAUUAAACGGCUGACACAAACGAGACCCGCAAACUCAGCCGUGUUCCUGAGAGGGAACGAGCGAGCGAGCGACAGCGGGCGGGCCGAAGAAAGUCCACAGACUUUGGUCGGUAACUUCCAUCCAACCAACCAACCAACCAUCCCGCCCGCUUCCAAGCGAAGGAGGAGGAGAACAAGAAGGGGGGGGAAUGUAAAAAGUUGUGGUCGUCGGUCGAGAAUGAAGCGGCCGCUGCCUCCGCCGCCUGCCCCGUGCGCUUAUCAGGCAGCGGGAGAAGCCUGGAAGAGCCCUAGGCAGGCACCGCGCCGCUGAGGGGGAGCGAAGAGGAACCCGCCAGGGAUCCAUUGACUGAGCGACCGACCGACCGCGUCGCCCGCCCACUAGACUGCCUGCGUGCCUGACGGAGCGUCGGCCUUUCCGCACCGUGAAACCACAAACACUCCCCUCUUUCUCGUUCCAAAACAUUUUCCUCCUUUGAACCUUGUGGCCAUAUGAGGUCUUUUCUUGGAUUCCUCUCCAUGAUUCCUGCUGGAACAGAAGAAGCUGUGGCUACUGUUUUCAUUCCAUGAGUGUGUUGUAAAGUUUUUAAAUCUUGAAAGGAGAUGAAGCUCUGGAUGUUUCCACCCUUUUGGACCUAUCUGAGGAAAGGGAAAAUGUAUCGGAGGCAUUGAGAUUUUUGUGAAAACGUUCAGUUCCAUUGAUUUGCCAGUUGUGUGGGAUUAGUUUAAAAAACCCACAACAAUCCUUCAGACCAAUAUCGUUACAACUCUGGGGGAGAGUUGGCUGAACGUACAAAAAGGAAACAAAAAACUUAUUGUGAACUAGAAUAACUGGAUAACAAGAAUAAUAGGAUGACAUCUCUUGUGGAUCCUAGGAUUAAACAAGCAUUGAGGAAGAAACCAUCGGAAAGAACUCAAGAGGAAUUAAAUACUAUCUACUACUACCUUCAUGGAAUGGACAUACUGUCUCAUCUCAGGGAGCAUCAGUUAAGAAUUAUGACUUCCAGUGCACGUUACAAAAGGUACGACGGAAAUCAAGUUCUGUUUUGCUCAGAGACUAUUGCAAGAUGCUGGUAUAUUCUGCUUUCUGGAUCUGUGCUUAUGAAGGACUCCAUGUUUUUGCCACCCUGCAGCUUUGGCAAGCAAUCUGGAGGAAAACGAGGUUGUGAAUGUAUUGUAUUGGAGCCUUCUGAAAUUAUUGUGGUGGAUAACUCGAAAGAGAAUGAAGACAGUAUCCUGCAAAGGGAAGUGCCCGUCCGACAAUCUCGGCGGAGGUUUAGGAAGAUUAACCAGAGGGGAGAACGUCAGACCAUCACAGACAACGUGGAUGUUAGCAGCUAUCUUUCACUUCCAGCAGACCUUACCAAGAUGCAUCUCACAGAUGGUCAACAUCCACAGGUGACGCAUGUUUCUUCAAGCCAGUCUGGUUGCAGCAUUGCUAGUGAUUCUGGGAGUAGCAGUUUAUCUGACAUCUACCAGGCUACUGAAAGUGAGAUGGGAGAUGUAGAUUUAACUGGUCUUCCAGAAGCACCAGUAGAUUCUGAAGAUGAUGAAGAAGAAGAUGAAGAUAUUGACAGAACUUCAGAUCCACUGCUGGGGCGUGAUGUUGUACGGGAGUGCCUUGAAAAGGAACCGGCGGACAAAACAGAUGAUGAUAUUGAACAAUUACUGGAAUUUAUGCAUCAACUUCCAGCAUUUGCAAACAUGACUAUGUCUGUAAGAAGAGAGCUCUGUUCAGUGAUGAUAUUUGAAGUUGUAGAACAAGCAGGAGCCAUCAUUCUUGACGAUGGUCAAGAACUUGAUUCUUGGUAUGUUAUUUUAAAUGGCACUGUGGAAAUCAGCCAUAGAGAUGGUAAAACAGAAAAUCUCUGUAUGGGAAAUAGCUUUGGGAUUGCACCCUCUCUGGAAAAGCAAUACAUGAAUGGUGUGGUUAGGACCAAAGUAGAUGACUGCCAGUUUGUAUGUAUAGCCCAGCAAGACUAUUGGAGAAUUCUGAACCAUGUUGAAAAAAAUACACACAAAGUUGAAGAAGAAGGGGAAAUUGUUAUGGUGAAGGAGCACAGAGAGCUGGAUCGCAGUGGAACCAGGAAAGGACACAUUGUUAUUAAGGCAACACCUGAACGCCUCAUUAUGCAUUUAAUAGAAGAACAUUCUAUUGUAGAUCCAACAUAUAUUGAAGACUUUCUGUUAACAUACAGAACAUUUUUGUCAAGCCCUCUGGAAGUUGGGGACAAACUCUUGGAGUGGUUUCAAGUAGACAGUCUCAGGGACAAGGUUACCAGAGUUGUACUGUUGUGGGUGAACAACCAUUUUAAUGAUUUUGAGGGAGAUCCAGCCAUGACAAGAUUUUUGGAAGAAUUUGAAAAACAUUUGGAAAAUGCGAAAAUGAAGGGGCACCUCAGGUUACUAAACAUUGCCUGUGCAGCCAAGGCAAAAUGGAGACAAAUCACAUUGCAGAAGCCUUCUAGAGACUCCCCACUUUUCUUCAGCCUACUUGGAGGAAGUGAAAAAUGUUUUGGUAUUUUUGUCGAGACAGUGGAAUCCGGAAGCAAAGCGGCAGAAGCUGGGCUUAAAUGUGGUGAUCAGGUAAUGGAAGUAAAUGGGCAAAAUUUUGAGAAUAUUACAUUUGCAAAAGCCACUGAAAUCUUGAGGAACAAUACACAUCUUUCCAUCACUGUAAAAACAAAUAUUUUUGUGUUCAAAGAGCUGCUUAGCAGGAUAGGGCAGGAGAAGAAUGGAGUUCCACAUAUUCCAAAAAUUGCUGAAAAGAAAAAUAAUCGCUAUUCCAUCCCAGAUAUUCCUGGAGAUGUGGAACAGAUGUUUCCACGUGAGAAAGGAAACAAGAAAAUAAAAGCAAACACUGUAUCUGGUGGAAGAAACAGAAUCAAGAAAAUUUUAGACAAGACACGAUUCAGCAUCUUGCCUCCAAAAUUGUUCAGCGAUGGCAGUGUAAGCCAGUCACAGGAUGACAGCAUUGUGGGGACAAGGCAAUGCAGGCACAGUUUGGCAAUUAUGCCUAUUCCUGGCACUCUCUCAUCCAGCAGUCCUGAUCUCUUGCAGCCUACAACCAGCAUGUUGGAUUUCUCCAAUCCUUCAGCGGUUGGUUUUUACUACAUUCAGGAUCAGGUUAUAAGAGUUUUCAAAGCCGAUCAACAGAGCUGUUACAUUAUCAUCAGCAAAGACACUACAGCAAAAGAAGUUGUAAGCCAAGGAGUUCAUGAAUUCAGUCUGACAGGAGCCUCAGACACCUAUUCCCUCUGUGAAGUUUCUGUAAGUCCCGAAGGAGUUAUCAAACAAAGAAGGCUUCCUGAUCAGUUCUCAAAGUUAGCAGAUCGAAUUCAGCUCAAUGGGAGGUAUUACUUGAAAAAUAACAUGGAAACUGAGACUCUGUGCUCAGAUGAAGAUGCUCAAGAAUUGCUUAGAGAGAGCCAAAUUUCCCUUCUACAACUGAGCACCAUUGAGGUGGCUACUCAGCUAUCAAUGAGAGACUUUGAAUUAUUUCGGAACAUUGAGCCUACUGAAUAUAUUGAUGACCUAUAUAAACUUGAAUCUAAAAUGGGAAAUGCUAACCUAAAGCAGUUUGAGGAUGUUAUUAAUCAAGAGACAUUUUGGAUUGCCACAGAAAUUUUAUCAGAGACAAACCAACUCAAAAGGAUGAAAAUUGUAAAACAUUUCAUAAAAAUUGCUCUUCAUUGUCGAGAGUGCAAGAACUUCAACUCUAUGUUUGCUGUUAUAAGUGGUCUUAAUCUGGCACCAGUAGCUCGGCUUAGAGGUACAUGGGAAAAGUUACCAAGCAAAUAUGAAAAGCAUCUAAGAGAUCUUCAAGAUCUUUUUGAUCCAUCGAGAAAUAUGGCAAAGUAUCGCAACAUCCUUAGCAGUCAGAGCAUGCAGCCUCCAAUUAUUCCACUUUUUCCUGUUGUCAAGAAAGAUAUUACAUUUCUGCAUGAAGGGAAUGAUUCAAAGGUGGAUGGCUUGGUAAAUUUUGAGAAGCUCAGAAUGAUUGCAAAAGAGAUUCGUCAAGUCAUCAGAAUGACUUCUGCUAACAUGGAUCCAGCUGUAAUGUUCAGGCAAAGGAAGAAGAGGUGGAGGAGUUUGGGAUCACUGAGUCAGGGCAGCACAAACUCAAACAUGUUGGAUGUUCAAGGAGGUGCUCACAAAAAACGUGCCCGGCGCAGCUCUCUUCUAAAUGCAAAAAAGUUGUAUGAGGAUGCUCAGAUGGCCAGGAAAGUCAAACAAUACCUCUCCAAUCUGAAUGUAGAAACUGAUGAAGAAAAAUUCCAGAUAAUGUCACUUCAGUGUGAACCUGCGUAUAGCACUUUGACAAAAAAUUUAAGUGAAAGGCGAGGUGGAAAAGCUGCAGAAAUGUCUCCCAUACCAUUGAGGUCUGUCGGCCAAACUGCAAAAGUCCAUCUACAUCAGCAAAACAGAAUGAGUCAAGUCCUUCAAGUUCCAGCUGUUAAUUUGUACCCCAUUAGGAAAAAAGUACCUGCAAAGGACCAUGUGACUUUUAAUUCAGGUUCUCCUCAGAAGUCAAUGAGUUUGUCUGAAGAAGCAAAUAGUAAAAAACAAGCAGAAGACAAUAUAUCUAUGGCAUCUUCUUUGCAUUCCAGUCCCCCUGCUUCUCCUCAGGGCUCUCCCCGCAAAGCUGGUAACCCCCAGAGGUCUGAUAACUGCAGCCAGAUCAAUCUCUCUGGCUCGUCCUCAUCUCUUGCAAGUGAAACAAGCAACAAGAACAGUGGACAGCGCAGCUAUGGAAUAGGCUAUGCCCUGAUACCAUCUGCCAAAUCUGAGAAUUUUUCAGAUUCCAGCCACAGCGAGAUCUCUUCACGGUCAAGUAUUGUGAGCAACUGCUCUGCUGAUUCCAUGUCUGCAGCUCUUCAGGAUGAAAGAUGUUUGGCUCAGCCAGUGGUGGUGGUUGAUUCAGCAGGGACAGUUGAAAGGAAAGAGCACCCUCAUCCGUCCUCUGAAUGCAUCCAGCCUUGUCCUGGUUGGCCACUGUCUAGACCUCCAAUGAUACGAGGGCUUCCUGUCCCAUCUUCCAUGAGUACUGAGGAGAUUUCCCAUGAGCACAUCAUGAUAGAAACAGCAGAUAGUGGUCGUGGGAGCUGGACCUCUUGCUCAAGUAGCUCUCAUGAUAACUUCCAAAAUAUCCAGAACCAGAAGGGGUGGGACCUUUUAAACUCCUAUCGCCACACUCACUUAGAAAGGGCCAUCGCUGAAGUAGAACCAUCAAGCUGCUGCCCUGAAGAGAGUCACUUGCAAUCCCACACCCCCUCAAAUAGCAGUAGGCAGUCUAAAGCGGGCAUGGACUUUGACCAAUCCCGGCAAAGCUGGGCUUCCUCGAGUUCUCUGUCAGAUGCGUAUGAAGCAAACUAUGGGACGAUAAAACGAAGAGGACUCGACAGCUUAACAGCAGAGCAAGCUGACAUUUUGGACUCCAAAGCAGGUGGUGAUACAGCUUACAAAACUGUCACUUCAAGUACAGAGAGAGGCCUCAUAGUGUACUGUGUCACCUCACCUAAGGAAGACAAUAGGUAUAGGGAGCCACCGCCCACCCCGCCAGGAUAUAUGGGGAUCUCUUUAGCGGACAUAAAGGAAGGAUCACCUCACCACCCACACCUAAAACCUCCAGACUAUAGUGUGGCGGUGCAGAGGUCAAAGAUGCUGCAUAGCAAACUCUCUAGGCUCUCCUCCACUCCUCUGAGUAGCGAACCAGUGGCCUGUUUUCCAAAGAAGAUGCCUCAGUGGCAUGGCCGACAGCCGUCCCAUCCUAAGCUAGCAGAUAUGACUGACGCAAAUAGUGAAGAGGAUGAAGAUGAACAAGUAUCAGCAGUUUAGCCUUUCUGCUUCCUGUGAAAAUUGCCUCACAUCACAGUAACAUCGGAAGAAGAAAUUGUACAAUAUUGUUAGCUGUAGCUGACAGCUUGCUGCUAUUGACUUCAAAUGUUGCAUUUGCUUCUCUUCUGAAUAAUAUGAUGAACUCUGGAUCAUAAUUUUGAACUAGGUUCAGUUCACUGCAAUCAGCUCCACAGCCUAAGAAAACUAUUUAUAUCUUGAGAGAAACAGGCAACUGUUUCUAAGGAAUACUGACUAAGGAAUGGCAGAAACCAGUAUCCAUUAACGUUUAAUGAACUGGGGCCUCUUUGGAAACAUUGUUCUGUAGAAAAUCUACAGAAACUGUUGGUAGACUUCGCUCAAAUAUUUUCUAUGUGACCAUUACGACUCGCAGUUGAAGAAAGUUAUUUUGUGUGCUUACGGAACUGCGACACUUCAGCAAAACCAAGGAAACGUCUGCAGCAAUCCGAAGAGUAAUUUAUUAAUUUGGAAUUUAUAUAAAGCUUUUUGUUUGUUUGUAUGUGUAUUAGAAUGCUCUGGUUGGCUAAUGUGAAUGCUUUUACAAAGAUAGCAAAUUAUCUUGGUGUAAAUGAAAUGUCUUAUGCUAGCAAAACACCUUGGACUUCUGAAGAACUGGACGUCGUGAGUGCAGCUAGAGGUUUACACACAAUGCCACAUAAACCUCUUUUGUAAAAUGCCAAUCCUGAGGUGUGUAUUGAGUGUGCUUUAAUGUGCAAGUAGUUGAACACUGCCACCUGUUGGUCCUGUAUUUUAAAUCCAGUGAAGUACAUGUGACCGUCUUUUCAAUUAUCAAAUGACUAAGGAAGUACCUGCAGUUCUUUUCGUUCCACAUUCCUUUUCUUGCCCUUCAGUCUAAUUCAGUCAUGGUGUCUGUUGUUUUUACAGCACAAUCUACUGGGAGCCUGUCCAGUGCAAGUCCCAUUGUAAAAAAAAUGGAAGAAGCACAAGGAGAUGGCUGUUGUAUGUAAAUUGGACCAUGAAUUUUUGAGCUGUAUCCACUUGCACUGGAGAAGUACCCAUCAAGUGAUGCUCUUUGGGAGUCAGCUUGAGGUAUUCAAAACUUAGGAAGAGGACCUUGCAAACUGGAUGAAAUGUUAGGUUUUAGUUCUCCCUUAAAAAAAAAAAAUUCUGUAUAUGUAUACUGCUGUGCUUGAUUCUCAGGCCUCAGAUUUGCAUGGAAACAUUUUUUCUCCAAUCCCAGAGUUGAAAACUGAAAGCAGUUACAUGCUCUGCACCUGCUCUGACACACACUCACUAGUUUGAAUUCACAUUAUCCUGGCUGAGCUUUUGCAUCUGGAAAUGAGUUUGAGCCUAAACCCCCCACGGGACUUGGCUCCAGUUAAGUUCCCUUUGUCAGCGUCCUUGCAACCACAAUGACUUAGAAUAAACAAAACACAAAAGGUGAAGAUGUUUCGCAUUCAGAAACAAAAGCUCAUCACAAGAUUUGUGACCAUUGCAGGCUACUGUAUGCUUAUCCUUCUGUAUUUCUGGCCUACGAGUAAAGGUAGCAUGUUUCAGCUUCUAGAUUAUGUCAUAUCCUACCCCUCUAAACAUUUUGAAUUCUUGAGGUGUAGGGUCUUUACAAAUAAGAUAACCCAUCCUUAGAGAUAACCUGUUCCAUCCAUGGGAGUCCAUAAAUGCCACUCAUUAAUCACCAAUGGUGAGCACAAUUGCGGUGAGUGUAGCGUGAGAGAUAUCGGUGGGCUCAUGCCUCCAGUCGCUGUGGGAUACAGAAGCACUUGGAAGCAGCAAGUCUUUUUAUCACUUUGAAGUGCCUCAGAAGCCUACCGUGGCUGCAGAAUCAAGCCCUCUCCCUUGUCUGAGGCGUCGGUGCUGGGCUACAUAGGUGCUCAGGAGCUUUGACCUUGGAGUAUCUCUGAAACCUAGGGCGACUGCAGGCAUAUUGUUCCGGCCUUUUACUGGUCUCAAAAAUAGUUCUGUGUUGUGUUUUGGAGGUGCUUUGAUGAACGGCACAUUAACCGGUCAUAACCCUGCCCCCAAGUUAGGGGAUGGGCAAGGUUGGUGGAGACCAAAUCAUAACCCUGCCCACAAGUUAGGGGAUGGGCAGGGUUGGUGGAGACCAAAUCUUUGGGAUUGUUAUCAAGGCACCAUCGGUCAAAUGUUGUGGACAACUGGCCAUAUUGAAUAUAGUGUACAUGUAUAUAGUACAUGUAUAUUGAAUAUAGUGUGUAUAUAGAAAGAAAUCUAUGUAAGUAUACAUGCAUAUGUAUAAAACACACACACAAAGCUAAGGGACACAAAGUAAGUCACUGUUUACAGUUAGGCUAAGCUGUAGUUGCAGCUUUGCUUUACUUAGCCAACCAGAGUACAUGGAGGAAAACUGGAGUCUCUUGCAUUUAUUUUCUUCCUCUAGCAAUGACCCAGUCAAAAGUUUUAUAAAUACUAUAAAUGGACAUGAAUGUGUCGAUGUAUAUUUCAGGUUUACUUGUAAAUCUUAACAUCAUAAACAUUUAUAAUUAAGCUAGAAGGAAGAUGUUUGUCAAUUUUAAAGGUGCCUCAGAGUAACUUUUUUAUAAAAAAAAUCAAGUUAUAACAAGCUUUCAUAUUUUAUUUCAUGUCUGAGUCAAAUGCAGCAUACUCUGACAAAAUCCAAACACAAGUACCAAAAAAUAGCAUUUAAAUCCUUAAGCCUUCUAUAUGCAUUAUCCACACUGACUUAGGACUGCGCUAGCUAACCGGAGGGUAUGUUUGGACAAACCUGUGUCAUCCUGGAUUUCUGCGAGCCCAUUGGACUACUCCUUUGAUGCCUUGUAUGAUGAAAUUACAAACUAGAAAAUAAAAGAAGGAAAUCGAGAGUUGACUGAAUAGGCUAAUCAUAUGUUAAUCCUCUAGCCUUGAGUAUCUGGAUAAGUAUCUGAAUAAUCAGUCUGCUCUCUUUUUUCCUGCAGGGCCUUAAUGGGAGCAAUCAACCUGUAUAAGUCUUAAUGAAAUAAUAUUAAAACCUGGCUCAAAUUGGCAUCCAUGAUUGCCACAUUUACAACUUUGUUGACGCAGGCACAGCUCAACCCACAGUGACAUUUUCCUGCACAAACCUUAUUAGGAAUUCCACAAUAGUUCAAUUUUCGUUUUUCAUGAGACUUGUGUAGGAUACGGUCUAGGUGGAUUGUGUUCCUAGUCCACAAUCCUUGAGAGCCAUAGCAGGGAAGAAGCACCUGCACAGCUAGAUACAGUGAUGGAUCCAGACUAAGUUACUCAUGCUUUAGUCCAGUGGAGGGGAACCUAUGGCUCUCCAGAUGUUGCUGGACUGCAACUCCCAUCAGCCUCAGACAGCAAGGCUAAUGGUCAGGGAUUAUGAGACUAAAUAAUCCCAUGAUUUGAGUAAAACAUGUCUUACUUGGUCUGGUCUAACCCAACCCACGGGGUUAAGUUUUUACAAUUGGCGUCACCUACUAGAAUGGGCAAACUGCUAUUCCAUUUAAAACUUCAGGUUGCCUGUUCAUCAGUUGACUGACUGCAGUAAAAACCUCAAUGCCUCCAGCUCUGCACAACAUGUUUCUUACCAGAUGUGCUAGGCCUAUCUUAGGAUGUGGCUAUACUUGCCAAAAAAAAAAAAAAAACCCUUUGUAAACCUCAAGCCUUAGCUUCUAGCAAGUCCAUUUCAAUGUAUCAAGUAGUGCAUAAGUGCUAACUUGACAUAACUGCAAGCAUAAUAGGGAAUAUGGUGUUUUGGGGCCAAUAAUAUAGUAACCUCAAAUAUUGUUUCAGCUUGCAGGAACAAUACUACAGGAUUAAAGACUUCCCUUUGGAGGGGUAAUCCUUUCCCAUUUUAUAAGCCUGAUACUUCGUACAUUUACCUUUUUGACAAAUCUCAAGGUCUGCUCACCAUAUCUGAAGGCCAUUGAGCCAGCCAUUCCAUAUCAACGACCCUCUUAAAUUUGAUAUUUCCACAUCAACAGCAUCAGUAUUUUUUUUAAAAUACACUGUUUUUAAAACCAGUGCACAUCUUGCUAAUCAUGUUGUCCAAUAGAGCCCAUAUAGUGUAAAUAUGCUUUGGAUAAAUGAACUCUUUUGACUGCUUCAGAUUUGCACAGUGUGAAUUGCCUCAAUCUGUCCUUGCUCAGAUCUUCAUUUGUUUGUUUUGCUUCUUUUAAUCAGCUGACCACAUUGACCAGGGACACUAGCCAAAAUGGGUAGAUACAAAGAGACAGAAUCUCUCUCUCUUAACCAGUUCUUAUGAAAACUUAAUCAUGUUCUAUGCUGUUUACAUGCCCUUAAUUCUUAAUGUAACUGAGUACAUUGUUAACAUGUUCUGUGCUUUUGUCCCUUGUUAUAUAAUUUCAGCAACCACGUGUUUGAAAUGGCCACCUCUUCUCUGCACAUAUCCUGUAUUUUAUUUACAUAGCUUUUCUUCUACAAUAUAUUGUGAUGAAAUGUGUCUCAAACCAAACAGGAUAUAUCUUUAAAGCGAACUAGAAAAGUAUGAAAAUCUGAAAUGUGGAACCAAUGUUAGUUUUUGCCUCCAUAUAGAGACUUGGGUAUGUCUAUUGCCAUGUAAGUAGACCUGUGAACUGUACAUCACUUUAAGCUUGCCUGUUGAAUCCUAUUUGAUGCUGGGCUUAUAAUGUCAGUGAACUAUGUUGUGGAAAUGUGCUUAAUAUUGGGGUAGAAACAGUGUUACUCUAGAUGUACUGAUGUUUUCCAAAGUAGCCAUUUUGAAGGUGCACAUGUGUCUAUAUGCACUCGUCUUACCCUGAGACACAUUGUCACCUAAGAUAAAACUACAAUGCUAUGUUUUCACCUGACGUAUGGGUACAGAGUCAUUCUUUCUGUACUAAUGUUGGGAGGAUUUUGCACAGACACUCAUAGAGAUAAUUUUCACUUAGGCUUUUGAAAUCGCUUCUCAGGACUUGAUCCUGAUGUGAAACUAGGUGAUUCCAAAUAAUAAGAGGUGGGCUGUUCCUUUACAUAGCCUCUCUGAGGAGGGAAAACCGGAGGAAAAGAAACCUGGUCCGUUCAGCCUUUUAUUCAGGUAAUUUAUUUCUAGGCAACAGCACAGCUAUAGGUACCACAUAAUAUGCAUUACCUUAAAUGUAAUUUUUAAAAGAAUCAUACUUUUCAAUUGCCUUCAAAAACCUAUCAGGAAAAAAGGGAUGUUCCCUUGUUGACUAAAGCUUUUAGCGCCAAGUAUUUUAAAAGCGGAGUGGAAAACAAAUGCAGCUGCUGGUCCACCCCUCUCUCUUUUUUGUCAUUGUCUUGUCUUUUAAUUUUUUAUAUAUUCAUGGAAUGCAGUUUAGCUUGGUAUUAAUGACAUUUUGCAUAUGUGAGCAUAUGGGCAAAAACUGCACAGUUGUAAUGGUAUUCGGAUAGCAAUUGUAAAACUGCACAAGUCAGUGAUUGUAAAGUAUUCUGUAACAAGCAAUGUUUGUCUUCUAUUUUUUGAUACCUCUUAUACUUAUGUCUUUUAGAAAGACUGCCUCUGUAUGCUUUUUUUGUAUUUUUACCGAGUGAUUGUAAAUAUUUGUUAUAUUUUUGGUUAAGAGAAUGUUUAAAAGUACUGUUUA